This is a messenger RNA of Crotalus tigris (Tiger rattlesnake), 5076 nucleotides long. It is a transcript of the gene ITGA9, whose product is annotated as integrin subunit alpha 9. The record is from RefSeq and is a predicted model, not a curated record. The coding region runs from base 484 to 3585 and encodes 1033 amino acids. Gene Ontology annotation, cellular component: integrin complex; external side of plasma membrane. Gene Ontology annotation, biological process: cell-matrix adhesion; cell-cell adhesion; cell adhesion mediated by integrin. NCBI's taxonomy places the organism in Eukaryota, Metazoa, Chordata, Lepidosauria, Squamata, Viperidae. Gene Ontology annotation, molecular function: integrin binding. The transcript is spliced from 28 exons.
GCUAAGAAAAGCGGAGUGCCGACGCUCCAGGAGGAGUUACCUUACUCAGCCUCAUAGGCCGGGCGCCAGAGGGCGCCACGGCUACGGCGUUUUGUUGGACGGCUGCGUCUCAGAGCAGGAGGACGGUGGCCCCACGCGACCUGGGUUGGGGUUGGCCUGAAGUAGCGCUCUGGAUUCAGAAAGAGCCUAAACUCUCGCUAGCUGCGCUUUUCGCUGCUACUCGAGACGACGCGGACUCGGAGACUUUGGCUUAAUCGCUCCCCCUCCCUUUUUUAUUGUUUGUGACGAAGAGCUGUUUGAAUGCUACAAGCUGCUGCUGCUGCGGCGACGUUUUGUUCUCUGCUGCCUACUCUUGCCUUCUCAAAGCCGAAGGGAGGGCGGCAGGCAGGCGGCCACGGAAACUUUCCGCUUCCCCAAAGCCAACAAGCGCCCGAAAGGGCUUUUCUUAGUCGGCGUGCGAAGGCGCUCUUUGAAAACUAGAGAAUGGCUGGAUUUCCCUGGGAGGGCAAGCGGGGUGGAUUUAAAGUCCUAGUCGCGACGCUCUCCGUGGCCUUGGUUUAUUCCUAUAACAUCGAUUUGGAUCAUCCCGUGAUUUAUCAAGGACCCAAUAACUCUUUCUUCGGAUACUCGGUGCUAGAGCAUUACUACGACAAUACCCGAUGGGUCUUGGUUGGUGCCCCAAAGGCAGAUUCUAAGUACAGUGCUUCUCUUAAGUCCCCAGGAGCUGUAUUCAAAUGUCGGGUUCAUACUAACCCUGAUAAGAGGUGCACAGAGCUGGAUAUGGGUCGAGCUAAUAUUCGAGGAACAUUCUGUGGAAAGACAUGUAAAGAAGAUAGAGAUGAUGAAUGGAUGGGUGUCAGUCUGGCAAGACAGCCAACGGUUGGAGGAAGUAUAUUGGCCUGUGCCCAUCGUUGGAAAAAUGUCUACUAUGAAACUGAGUACAUCCUUCCUCAUGGUUUUUGCAAUAUCAUCCCUCCAAACCUUGGAUUGAAUGGUAAAAAGUUAAUGCCUUGUUAUGAAGAAUAUAAGAAAAAAUAUGGUGAAGAACAUGGUUCAUGUCAGGCUGGAAUAGCAGGUUUCUUUACAGAGGAGUUGGUUAUCAUGGGAGCUCCAGGGUCUUACUAUUGGACAGGAACGAUCAAAGUCUUGAAUCUCACUGAUAAUACAUAUUUCAAACUGAAAGAUGAAUCUGUGAUAGCCAAGCGUUACAUAUAUCUAGGAUAUGCGGUGGCAGCAGGUCACUUCUCUCAGCUGAUGACCACGGACGUCGUUGGAGGAGCUCCCCAAGAUGGAGGCGUUGGAAAGGUGUACAUAUUCCGCACAGAUAGGAAUUCUGGCUCUUUGAUAAAAAUCUUUCAGGCUUCUGGUAAAAAGAUGGGCUCUUACUUUGGCUCCUCCUUAUGUACAGUUGAUCUGAAUUCUGAUGGACUUUCAGACCUCCUGGUGGGAGCACCCAUGUUCUCUGAGAUUCGGGAUGAAGGUCAAGUCACUGUCUUCCUCAGCAGAGGAAAUGGAGUUAUGGAAGAGCAACGUGUUCUGAAUGGUGAUAAUGCCUACAACGCACACUUUGGGGAAAGCAUGGCAUCCCUUGGGGACAUUGAUGAUGAUGGAUUUCCAGAUGUUGCCAUUGGUGCUCCUAAAGAAGAUGACUAUGCAGGAGCAGUAUAUAUUUAUCACGGAUACAUUGGGGGCAUCAUUCCUCGAUAUUCCAUGAAAAUAUCUGGAAGGAAGUUAAGUCCAAGGUUGCAGAUGUUUGGCCAGUCCAUUUCUGGAGGAAUUGAUAUGGAUGGAAAUGGUUAUCCAGACGUGACAAUUGGUGCCUUUAUGUCAAACAAUGUAGUUCUUCUAAGAUCACGGCCUGUCAUUACAUUGGACAUUUCAAUUUUCCUGCCAGCGUCCAUUGACAUCACAGCUCCUCAGUGCCAUGAUGACUUACAACAAGUGAAUUGUCUAAAUGUCACUGCCUGCUUUAGGUUCAAAGGCAGACAUGUUCCAGGAGUGAUAGAUUUGAAUUAUAAUUUGAUAGCAGAUGUGGCAAAGAAAGAAAAAGGAUACCCAAUCAGGGUUUACUUCAUCUCUUCUGGAGAAGCAGCGGGCCAGAUCACAGAACAAUUGCAGCUCUCCUAUAUGCAGAAGAAAUGCUCAAACUACUUAGCUUUUGUAAAGAGAAGAGUCAAAGAUGUGAUAUCGCCAAUAGUCUUUGAAGCUACAUACAGCCUUGGGAAACAUAUUGUGGAAAAAGAAGAAAAAGAAUUACCUGCUCUCAAGCCGGUACUCCGAUGGAAAAAAGGCCAGAAGAUGUCACAGAGAAACCAGACUAUUUUUGAAAGAAAUUGUCAGUCUGAUGAUUGUGCUGCUGACCUGAAACUCCACGGUAAACUCUUCCUGUCUAGUGUUGAUGACAGGGCUCCUUAUCUGGCUUUGGGAGCUGUGAAGAACAUCUCGCUGAACAUCACCAUUUCUAACAUUGGGGAUGAUGCUUAUGACACAAACAUCGCUUUCAACUUUUCCAGAGAGCUUUUCUUUAUCAAAAUGUGGCAAAAGGAUGAGAUGGGUAUUGCUUGCGAAUUGCUGGAACCGGACUCAGACUUCCUUAAGUGCAGUGUGGGUUUUCCCUUCAUGAAAUCUAAAUCCAAGUAUGAAUUCAGUGUUAUUUUUGACACAAGCCAUUUGUCUGGCGAAGAAGAAAUUCUUUCAUUCCUUGUAUCUGCUCAGAGUGGGAAUUUGGAACACAAUCUUCAGGACAAUUCUCUCACGUUGACAAUCCCCUUGAUGCAUGAAGUGGAUUCAUCCAUCACUGGAACAGUGUCCCCCAGUUCUUUUAUUUAUGGUGAAUCAGUGGCAGCAUCUCAGUUUACAAAGCUGGAAGAUUUUGAGUGUCAUUUUCAGGACUUAAAUUUUACUCUUCAGGUCUAUAAUGCUGGGCCAAGUACCCUUCCUGGAUCUUUUGUUGCCAUUUCAAUUCCCAAUCGUCUCUCAGCUACUGGAGCUGAUAUGUUCCAUAUUCGACAGAUGAUGGUUGCCCAGGACAAAGGGAACUGCUCUUUUCAGAAUAACUCAACACCCUGUGUUAUUCCUCAGGAAAAGGAAAAUAUUUUUCAUACAAUAUUUGCCUUUUUUACCAAGUCUGGGAGGAAAGUACUGGAUUGUGAAAGACCUGGCAGGUCCUGCUUAAUUAUACGGUGUAAUUUAAGUUCACUAGCAAAAACUGAAUCCCGUAGCAUAGAUGUGCAAAUGCUUUUGAAUACAGAGAUAUUAAAGAAGGAUACCUCAUCAGUGAUUCAGUUUGUAACACGAGCAAAGGUGAGAGUGGACACAAGCAAACGGGCAAUCGAAGUACCUAAUGCGAAUUCUGAACAUGCAACAGUGGUCUUUGAGGCCUUGCACAAUCUGGAGCCUCGUGGUUAUGUGGUUGGAUGGAUCAUCGCUAUCAGUUUACUGGUGGGAAUUCUCAUCUUCCUGUUAUUGGCUGUAGUGCUAUGGAAGAUGGGCUUCUUUCGCAGAAAAUACAAAGAAAUCAUUGAGGCUGAGAAGAAUAGACAAGAGAAUGAAGAUAGUUGGGACUGGGUCCAGAAAAACCAAUGAAUUAUAUUGGGGGUAAGGAAACAUUAAAAUCCUGGCCAUGUGGUACACAGUUGUUCCCUAUUGGUCCUGCUCUUGUAUCUUCCAUAUGUGGAAGAAGGAAUCUUCUCCAGAUUUUCCGGAGGCCUCAUUGAUGCGGUUGUUCUUCAUCACCUUACAGUAGGGAACAUAUCUUGAGGCAACCACUGCAGACUUGUCAGGUGACUGAAGCAAUUUAUACAUCUUGGAAGAAAUGAACUUGGAUGACUAAGCUGCAGUGCAGAUCAAUAUUUAUGAAUCCAACAUAUAUGUGGUAUACCCUCAGGGGAAGACUGUUUCCGAAAAAAUAUUUUUCAUAAGUUUUUAUACUGAUUGUAUGUGUGUGUGUGUGUAUGUGUGUGUAUUUGUAUCAAUGUUGUAUGUUUUCUUUUGAGAUAGAUUCACAAUAGCUGCUGCAGUCCUAUAUUCACAUUUGCUUGGAAGCUAAGUUCCAAUAAAUUCAGUAGAGCUUACUUCUAAGUAGGUAUAUUAGAGAAUGCACUGUUAGAUUGUAAUCCUUUGCACACUUACCAGGGAAUAAGCCCAGUUACAUUUAGUUGGGUGUAGUGGGGCUUCCUUCUGAGUAAGUUCACAAAGGAUUGUCCUGUAAAGCACUGAUACCCAGCUGAAAUUUUGGUCAUGCAUAUGUGUUUGUAUCUACUAUACUGUACUUUUGAAUGUCAAUGCGAAAGAGAAGCAGUUGAAAUGAAUGGAAAGAUUUCAUGUAAUAGAAUCUACCAGUGAUGGUUAUGAUUUAUGCAAAGCCAAAUACUUUAAUUUUUUAAAAAAUCUGAAAUUAAAUGUUUGCUUACGUGAAAUUAAAAAAAAUCUGUUAUUCAGGGAUUAAACAUGGCACAUUUCAAAAGGAACAAUUUUUAUAUCUUUUCCUUGCUUUUGUUACAAUGUUCAGUUGUGCAGCCCUCAGUAGCAGGAAGCAGCAUUUUAUAUAUGUAAAAGGAGGGACUUUUUUUUAAAAGUAAUAAUUUACAAUUUCUUCAGCUAUCCCUUAGCAGUGGCUAAUGCUUUCAGUGUGAGGUUUCAUUUGUUUACACUUACAGCAGAGUUUCGUGUUGUGUGAACCUCAAACUGCAUGGCAAACCACCAGUAGAAUUAAGUUAACUUGCCAAAGACUUGCUAUCCACUUCCUAGUUUUGCAGUCUCAGGCAGGCAGCAGAAAUAGGAGGGACACCGACAUUUUGGUUCUAACUGUGUUUUGGUGAGUGGCACAGACUGGUUUGUCUUGCGGGACAAUGAGAAGACACUUCCAAAAUAAAUUACUGUCUUUUUGGAAGUAUCCCAAAAAGUAAUUUUGGAAUUAAUCACUGUCAUUCAUUUUGGAAGUAUCCCCUAUUUGGGGGGAAAAAUAAAGUGAAGAUGGAAAAUUUGGAGGACAAAUACAAUUGUUGGCACUAUAUACUGAUAUGAAAAAUGAUUGUUCUGGAAAGGAAAAUAAAGACUAUAUAUUAUUCUGUUUAA